AUGACACCGGGAGAGAAAAACGAUGCAGAGGACAGCUGCUUAAAAAACCCAGGCGUCUUUACACCUAGUGUAAACGAUUGUUCUCAAAAUAAAAAUUUCGAAAAAUCUGGGGUAAACUCGAUUUCACCUAAAUCGGAGGGUCUAGACACCAACAACGACAACAACGCAGAAAACCCUAUCACUUUCAACGAGAAUCUUGAAAAGGGCGUUGUUCAGAAUGGUUCCGAACAACCAUGUGAUGGAACUUCAAUUUCAGAUGAUGAAAAGGAUAACUUUCCCGACGGUGGUUUGAAGGCUUGGUCUGUGGUUGUAGGAUCGUUCUGUGGCUCAUUUGCAGUCUUUGGAAUCCUCAACUGCAGUGGUAUCUUGCUUGACUACUUCUCCACUCAUCAAUUACAAGGCUAUGCAACUGGUGAUGUUGGAUGGAUCUUUGGAGUGUCACUUUUCUUGACCUUCUUGGGUGGUACACCAGUUGGUCCAAUAUUCGAUGCAUAUGGCCCCAGAGUCUUGAUCUUCUGUGGAAGCAUCUUGUUGAUUUUGUCCAUGAUGUUGCUUGGAUUAUGCGGUGAAUAUUGGCAGAUUUUCAUAGUCUAUAGUGUUCUCAAUGGUAUUGGUGGAGCCAUGGUGAACACUCCAUGUAUUUCUUCAAUCGCUCAAUACUUUCAAGCAAAGAGAGCUUUUGCUACUGGUAUUGCAAUGACGGCUGGAAGUGUUGGUGGAGUUGUAAUCCCUCUGAUGCUGCAACGCCUCUUUCCCACGAUCGGUUUUGCAUGGGCAACACGGAUAUUGGGAUUCAUCCUUCUUGUGCUCCUCAUUUUAACAAACCUCCUCGUCACUAGCCGUCUUCCCAAAAAGCCGCUUCCUAGCAUGAAGAGCAUUCUUCCGUAUUGGCCUGCGUUCAAGGAGCCGUCUUUCGUCUUCCUUACCAUAGCGAUCUUCCUCCUCGAAUGGGGAAUUUUUGUCCCUCUGACGUACAUCACACCCUAUGUCGUCGCAAAUGGCCAAUCGACAUCAUUCGGCUUCUACAUAGUUUCCAUUCUCAAUGCCGGUUCAUUCGUCGGCCGAUUGGGAGCAGGCUAUGUGGCCGAUCGCCUUGGCUAUGUGAAUACACUCAUUAUCUCUGUCGCUUUCUGUGUAGUAACAUGUCUAGCACUGUGGCUACCAGCUGGUGACUCCCAAGCAAUAGCCCUUGUUUUCGCUGUAUUAUUUGGACUUGUGAGCGGUAGCAAUCUCAGUCUGAGUCCGGUAUGCGUUGGUCAGCUGUGUGGGGUUGAAAAAUUCGGUACUUACUAUUCUACAUGUUGGAUGAUAGUUUCAUUUGGCACCUUGACUGGAUUGCCUAUUGCUGGACAGAUCCUGACGGCUAGCGGAGGCGAUUAUACAUGGUUGAUUGUUUUUGCUGGACUCUCCUAUGCACUGGCUGGGACCUUCCUCGUUGCUGCAAAAGUCGCAAAGCUCGGAUGGUCGAUUACUAAGAAAUACUGA
This is a messenger RNA of Botrytis deweyae, 1485 nucleotides long. RefSeq lists its product as uncharacterized. Gene Ontology annotation, molecular function: transmembrane transporter activity. Bases 1 to 1485 code for a protein of 494 amino acids. Gene Ontology annotation, cellular component: fungal-type vacuole membrane. The transcript has 2 exons. Gene Ontology annotation, biological process: transmembrane transport. The record is from RefSeq and is a predicted model, not a curated record. Lineage: Eukaryota; Fungi; Ascomycota; Leotiomycetes; Helotiales; Sclerotiniaceae.